AUGAAGUACACUGUUACCAUUGGUGCUGGCCUCCUCGCCGCCGCUGCUGUUGUCAAGGGUGCCUACGCUCGGACCGAAGACUUCGAACUGCCCUGGGCGGCAAGCAAGCGAGCAAGACUCCAGAAGCUAGCUGGCCCAGAGUGCCGCUGCGAGGGACAGCGUGAGAACAUCAACUGCGCCGACGAUCGACCCCAGACUUUCCGGCGACUCAGCUCUUCCAAUGUCCUGAGCAAAAUUACACCGGCAGCGGCAGCAGUCACCUCCCGCCCAAGUCUGCGAGUCCCCCCCGUCUACGGUACUCCCUCCGCCGUCUCCUCGGCUGCUCCCACCGGUACCGCCACCCCCACUCUCCCCGUCUACGGCCAGCCCUCUGCCACUUCCUCGCUCGCUGCCACCGUUACUGCCACCCCUACCCCCACCAUCCCCGUCUACGGCCAGCCUUCCGUCAGCUCGUCUGCCAAGGCCACCGUCACCACCCCCACCUACGGUACCGCCUCUGCCACCUCCUCCCUGGCUGCCACCGUCACUGCCACCCCCACCUCCACUGACGUCUGCGUCGUCAAGACCGUCACCGUCACCCCCACCUACGGCACUCCCUCCGUUACCUCCUCGGUCAAGGCCACUGCCACCACCCCCGCCUCCGUCCCCGUCUACGGUACCCCCUCGGCCACCUCUUCGCUCGCCGCUACCGUGACCGCCACCACCACUGGCACCGUCCCCGUCUACGGCACUCCCUCGGCCACCUCCUCGGUCAAGGCUACCGUCACUGCCACCCCCACUGGCACCCCCUGCACUGCUGAGGUUUCCUCCUCUGCCAAGGCCACCGUCACCACCCCCACCUACGGUACCGCCUCUGCCACCUCCUCCCUGGCUGCCACCGUCACUGCCACCCCCACCGGCACUGUCCCCGUCUACGGCACCCCCUCUGCCACUUCCUCGGUCAAGGCCACUGGCACCACCACCCCCACUGGCACCGUCCCCGUCUACGGUACUCCCUCGAUCAGCUCCUCGGUCAAGGCUACCGCCACCACCCCCGUCUACGGCACUGCUUCCUCCUCCAUUGCCGCCACCGUCACCGCUACCCCCACCUCUUCCGUCUACAAGAAGAAGUGCUCCAAGCGCCCCUCGGCCACCUCCUCCCUCGCCGCCACUGUCACCUCGACUGCCUCGGUCCCUGGCUACACCGCCUCUGCCCGCCCCACCGUCACCUCGACUGCCUCGGUCCCCGCUUACUCGACCGCCUCGGCUCUCCCCACCGUGACCUCCACCGCCUCGGUCCCCGCCUACUCGUCGGUUGCUCCCACCGGCACCUCCACCCCCGCCUCGGUCCCUGCCUACUCCACUGCUGCCUCCUCGGCCGCCCCCACUGGCACCUCGACCCCUGCUUCGGUCCCCGCCUACACCACCGGCGCCUCCUCCUCGGCUGCCCCCACCGCCACCUCCACCCCCGCCUACUCCUCGGCUGCUCCCUCCGCCACCUCCACCCCUGCCUCCACCCCCGCUUACUCCUCGGCUGCUCCCUCGGCCUCCUCCACUCCCGCCUCUACCCCUGCCUACUCUUCGGUCGCCCCCACCGCCACCUCCACCCCCGCUCCCUCCGCCACUACCCCCGUCUACUCCUCGGCUGCUCCCUCGGCCUCCUCCACCCCUGCCACCACCCCCGUCUACUCUUCGGCCGCUCCCUCCGUCACUCCCUCUCCUUCGGCCACCACCCCCGUCUACUCCUCCGACGUUCCUUCGGCCUCCACCUCCCAGGUCGCCCCCACCGGCUACAGCAGCGCCCCCGCUCCCUCGAGCUCCGCUGCCCCCACCGCCUCGGCCCCCAACUACUAAACGGGAUGAGUCCUCCUGAAACUGUCACUGUGGCGUGACUGUCGCUUUCGCGCGCGCACUUUUUGGCUCUGUAGUUUUUGAUACAACCUCUUAGAUUGGUCUGCGUGAAACCCCGGCAGCCUCUGCCCCCCGCCUCCUCGCCACUCUCUCGAAGAUGAUUGCCGCCCAGCCGUCUGUCGACUGUUUCUCACUCUGCCUCCCGCUUUUCAUUUCUUUUUCUUCUCCCCGCCUUCGACGUCGAAUUCUUUUACCUUUAUAUUUGCACCUUGUCCAAUCGUCCUCCAUCUGUGUUACGACGAGUCUGUACGUUAAAUGCCAAUCAUUAAGAAAUCCUUCCAGAUAAAAAUGUAGACAUCUGUUACAAAAUAUUGCUUCCGAGCCAAGCCAGAUCUACUUUCUCUCCCCCAAUCUAUGGUGCCUGUCGGGAAAUGUCUUGUCGCGGGUGUCUGCAUUUUAUCUUCA
This is a messenger RNA of Polychytrium aggregatum, 2295 nucleotides long. RefSeq lists its product as uncharacterized. Bases 1 to 1833 code for a protein of 610 amino acids. Lineage: Eukaryota; Fungi; Chytridiomycota; Chytridiomycetes; Polychytriales. The transcript has 4 exons. The record is from RefSeq and is a predicted model, not a curated record.